UGAAUGGAAUUUCAAAAAAUAGGAAAAUUCAUAACACUCAGAGAUUCAUAUCACAAUCAUUUAGUACUACAUCCACAACGUGAACCUGGUAAUUUUAUAAUAAAAGCAAUAUGGUUACCUGGUUCACAAACACAACUUGCAUUAAUAACUGCUGAUUUUGUUAAAAUAUAUGAUUUAGGAAAAGAUGCAUUAAGUCCACAAUAUUAUUUUCUUGUACCAAUUGGUAAAAUACGUGAUUGUACAUUUGUACAUACUGAUAAUGGUAUAUUUUAUUUAUUAUUAAUGUCAUCAGCUGGUUAUAUAUAUAGUCAAGCAAUGAAUGAUGAAAGUUCAGCAAAACAUGGUCUAUUUUAUGUUACAAAUACACUUGAUGUUUAUCAUCCAGAAAUUAAAGAUUAUGGACAAAUUGGAGGUGGUGGUGUAUCAAUAUAUUAUUCACAUACAUUACAAUUAUUAUUUUUUAGUUAUACAUGUGGUAAAAGUUUUAUUGCACCAUUAAAAGUUAUGGAUGCUGAUAUAACAACUGUAUUUAUGAUUACAAUACAAAAUAAUAAUAAUAAUAGUGGUAAUAAUAACAAUAACAACAAUAAUAAUAAUAAUAAUAAGCCAAGUACAAAUAAAUCAAAUAAUAAUCAAUCACAACCAUAAUGUCAAUGGAGUGAAGUUGCUAAUCAUCCAGGACUUGUAUGUUCAGUACUUCAAGCAACAAAUAAUCCAGUAAUAUUAAUGAUUAAACCAGAUACAAUAUUAAUUCAUGAAAUUAAAGUUGUACCAAAAGCAAGAAUAAUGGAUAUGGUUGCAAUACGUCAUCCAAGCUCAAAUUCAGAUCAUAGAACAACUUUAAUAUUACUUUGUGAAGAUGGUAGUCUUAGAAUUUAUAUGGCUGCAAUGGAAAAAACAGGCUAUUGGAUGUCAUCAAAAAUUCAACCAAUUGGAUCAUUAACUUGUAUGAAACAAAUUAGAAAAAAAAAAUCAACAAAAACUGGUAAAUUAGCUGGUACAAUAACAUUUCCAAUUGAUUUCUUUGAACAUUGUCAAAUAAUGAAUGAUGUUGAAUUUGGUGGUAAUGAUUUAUUACAAAUUUAUAAUGUUGCACAAAUUAAAAAUCGUUUAAAUACAACUGGUAUGUAUGUUGUAUCAACAAAAUCAAUUGGUUUUAAUAUUGAAAUAACAAAUAAUGAUCCAACAUUAGUUAUGACUGGUGUUAGAGUACAAUUAGGAAGUCAAAAUGUACAAAGAUCACCACUAUAUAUUGAAAUAUUUGGUAGAAGUAUUAGAACACCAUCAACACGUAGUCGUUGGUUUGAUAUACCAUUAACAAGAGAAAAAAGUCUACAAGCUGAUAAAAGAUUAACAAUAACAUUUGGUUUAUCACAAGAUCCAGAUGUUAUUAUGGUUGAUUCAAUCAAAAUUUAUGGUAAAACAAAAAAUUCAUUUGGAUGGCCAGAAGAAACAGAUGAUAUACCAACUAGACAAAAUGUUUUAGCAGCAACAGCAUCAUCAUCAUCGUCAUCAUCAGCUGCAGCAGCAGCAGCAGCAACAGCAUCUGGUACAUCAACAAAUAAUGAUAAUGAAAGUACUGUUGCAUUACCUUCAUCAUUAGCAUCAAUUGAAAAAUCACCAAAAGAUUCAGCAAAUAUUGAAAAAAUGAUAUCAAGUAUAUUAGAAGUUUUAGAAUCAUCAUUUACACUUAGUGCUGGUGAUGAAACAAAAUUACCAUUAAAAACAACAGCUAUUGAUGUAGCAUCAAGUUUAUUAACACUUCCAACAUCACCAACAGUACAAUUACAUACAACAGCUCUUUUAACAUCUUUACAUAAUUCUAAAAAUACUUAUCAUUCACACAAAGAUCAUGUACUUCUUACUCAUGUUUUUGAAUCAUUAAAAACAAUGCGUAAUUUAAGUGAAACAUGGAUGGAUGCUGAAAAUUUUUAUCGUCUUGUAUUAAUUGUACGUGGUAUUGCAAUUUCAAGACCUCAUAAUUUAGCUAAAUUUAUUUAACAAUGUGAAAUAAAGCCACUUGAUGAAAGUGAAAUAUUAAUAUUUGAAAAUCAAAGAAUUGAUAAAUUACAAAAUCGUCAUAAAGAUGUCAAUACAGAUCAACAACAACAAACUGAUGGUGAUGAUGAUAAUCAACAUUUAAUAUUUUUAUUAAUUAAUAUUUUUUGGACACUUUAUUUUGUUUAUCCAAAAAAUUUAGCACUUGCACCAGUUGUUGUACCUGGUCUUAAACAUACAGAAACAAUAACUUAUGCAUUAGUUGAAAUAAUUCAUGCAUUCACAAUAACUGAAUUAAAUAAUUGGAAUUGUGGUUUAACAGCUAAACUUUAUUUACAAUUUCUUUUAUCAUCAAAUAUUGCAAUAAGUUAUAGUGCUAAACAGGCAAUUGUUAGAAAUUUACAGCUAGAUGCAAGAUAUAAACGUCGUAGAAUAUGUGUACAACCAAGUCCACCACCUUUAUGUGGUACAAAUACAUCAUCAAUUAAAGAAAUUGAUGAAAAUCAAGAUAAACAAAUGUCAGAAGUAUCAAAUCAAGAAGAACAAAAUAAUCAAUUUGAUGUUGAUGCAAUUGAACCAAUGGCAUUACUUGGAGCUGAUGGUAUUGUUGGAAAUCAAUUACAAGAAGCUGGAGGUAUUAUGCCAAAUCCUCUUGAAUCAUUUCUUAGUCCUGAAGGAUUACAACAAUUUUUUGCAUUACCACCAGAUGCAGAUGAUGAAGCAAUGGAAUUGGCAAUUGCAUUGAGUCUUCAAGAUCAUGAUGAAACAGCAGCAGCAGCAGCAGCAAUCAAAUUGCCUGGUAAUCAAGAAUUAAUUGAAAAUUAUUCUGAUGCUACUACAUCAGGUGGCGGAUCAGAUGAUGAAGGUGGAUCACCUGAUACAACAACAGCAGCAGCAGCAACAGUAGCAGUAACAGCAAUACCACCAAUUAGAAAUAAACGUCCCAGUGAUAGAUUAAAUGACAAUGAUAAUAAUAAAAGUGAUCAAAAUAAUCCGGGACCAAGUUAUUUACAUGAAGAAAUAAAUGAAUCAUCACCUGGUACUUUUGGAACAGCUAUUAAUUCAUCAAGAGUAACAAUCAAAAAUCAAGAUAAUAUUGAAGAAAUAAUAACAAUAAAAGAAGCUACACCACUAAUUGAACCAGAACCAACAGAAGUUACAACAAAAUUACAUAAUGUACAAUUAUCAUUACUUGAACAUUUUAUGGAUUUUAUUCCUGAAUUAACAAAUGUUUCUGGUGCAUUAUCAAUACCAUUUAUGCAAGUUUUAUUAAUGCUUACAACUGAUCUUGAUGGACAUGAUGAAAGAGAUCGUUUAUUAAUUGAAAAACUAUUACAUAUACUUGUAAAACAAUUGGAAAUUGAAAAACCAGUUGAUACUGAAGAAAUAGCAAAACGUACAAAUAAAAGAGAAGUACAACUUGUUAUAAUGCGUUUAUUAAGUGUAUUAAUGUCACGUUCAAAAUGUAGUAGUAAAUCAUCAACAUCAUCAACAUCAUUAGAAAGUUUAGGUUUUGUAUCACAAAUGAGCGCUGAAAUAUUAAGUAAAUAUGGUGUUAUUGAUCAUUGUUUAUCAUUAUUAACUGAAUUAUUAAAAUAUUGGAAAACAACAACGAUUGAUGAUCCAGGUACAAUAAUAUGUGGACAAUUAUUAAAAGAACAUAUGACAACAUCACCACCAGAUAUGUCACCAUUUUUCUUACGUCAAUAUGUACGUGGACAUGCAAAUGAUGUUUUUGAACCAUAUCCACAAUUAUUAACUGAAAUGACACUACGUUUACCAUAUCAAGUAUAUAAAUAUAGUGCUGAAAAUAAUAUAUCAAUUCAAUCAUUAUUUGAUCAACAAGCAUGGCAUUUUUAUCUUUGUGAAUAUAUGAUGUUAUAUCAAACACCAUUUAUACGUCGUCAAGUUAGAAAAUUAUUACAGUUAAUAUGUGGUAAUAAAGAAAAAUAUCGUCAAUUAAGAGAUUUACAUGCACUUGUAUCACAUAUUGAAUCAGUUAAAAUUUGUUGUAAUGGUGGUGGUGGUGGUGGUGUUAGUACAACUGAUAUUAUACAACAAAAUUCAAUUAAUUUAUUAUAUGAUUCACUUGUUGAAUUAAUUGAACACUUGAAAUGUUGUGUUGAAAUAGCAACAACAAGAACUGGUAAUUGGCAACGUUUUUGUUUAAAACAAAAUACCGUACUAUCUUAUUUAUUUAAAAUAUCAACAUUACUUGAUGAGGGUGUUAGUCCAACUGUAUUACAAUUAUUACAAUGUGCAAUUUGUUCAACAACAAAAUUAAAAGAAUCGAAUACUAUUAGUAAUAAUAAAACAAAUAAAAAUGAUUCGAAAAAAGAUAAUAAUAAUUCUUCAACAUCAUCAACAACAGCAGCAGCAACAACAUCAACAAAAGAAUGGCGUGAUCGUGCAAAAUCUGAAGAUUCUGAUAUUGAAGCUAAAUUUGAAGAAACUCAAUGUGUUAUAUUAGUUGAACAAGUACAAAAACAAGUGUCAUCAGUGUUGUUGAAAAAAUUUAUAAAAUCAUUUUUAUUAGAAACAAAUAAUACAAAUGUCAGAUGGCAAGCACAUUCAUUGAUAUUAGCAAUAUAUAAAAAUAGUGGUUCAUCAGAUCAAGAAAUAUUAUUAGAUUUAUUAUGGAAAUUAUGGCCAUAUUUACCAGCAUAUGGACGUAAAGCAGCACAAUUUGUUGAUUUACUUGGUUAUUUUUCAUUAAAAACACCUGAUACUGAUAAAAAAAUGCCAACAUAUAUGGAACAAGCUGUAUCAGUAUUACAUACACAAAAUCAAUUAUUAUCACGACAUCCAAGUGCAAAUUUAUAUACUGUACUUGCACAAUUUGUUGAGCUAGAUGGUUAUUAUUUAGAGAGUGAACCAUGUCUUGUUUGUAAUAAUCCAGAAGUACCAAUGUCAACAAUUAAAUUAUCAUCAAUGAAAGUUGAUGCUAAAUUUACAACAACAACACAAAUUGUUAAACUUGUAUCAAGUCAAACAAUUAGUAGAAUAUUACUUAGAAUUGGUGAUUUAAAAAAAACAAAAAUGGUUAGAACAGUUAAUGUUUUUUAUAAUAAUCGUUCAGUACAAGCUGUUAUUGAAUUAAAAAAUAAACCAACAAUGUGGCAUAAAGCUAAAUAAAUAACAUUAGCACAAGGACAAACAGAAGUUAAAAUGGAAUUUCCAUUACCAAUAAUUGCAUGUAAUUUAAUGAUUGAAUAUGCUGAUUUUUAUGAAAAUAUACAAGCAUCAUCAGAAACAUUACAAUGUCCAAGAUGUUCAGCAAGUGUACCAGCAAAUCCUGGUGUAUGUGCAAAUUGUGGUGAAAAUGUAUUUCAAUGUCACAAAUGUCGUGCAAUUAAUUAUGAUGAAAAAGAUCCAUUUUUAUGUCAUGCAUGUGGUUUUUGUAAAUAUGCAAAAUUUGAUUAUACAUUAACAGCACGUCCAUGUUGUGCUGUUGAUCCAAUUGAAAAUGAUGAAGAUCGUAAAAAAACAGUUGCAACAAUAAAUACAUGGUUACAAAAAGCUGAUCGUUCAUAUAAAACAUUAACAGCACAUAAACCAACAUUAGACAUGUUUUUAAUGAAAAUUGCUGAACAUAGAACAGAUAAUCGUGGUGCUGAAGAUAUUGUAUUACAAAUAUCUGGUAGUACACAAGUUAAUAGAACAAUACAACUUUUAGCACAAAGAUAUUGUGGUGAUUGUAAAACAUCAUUUGAAGAAUUAAGUACAAUAACACAACGUGUUAUUGCAUGGCGUAGAGAACUUGUUGCAUAUGAUAGAAAACAACGUGGUCAACAACAACAGCAAUCAUCAUCAUCAACAACAUCAACAGCAAUAACAUAUGAUGAUAAUGAUGAUGAUAAUAAUAAAAAAGAAGAAGAAAAAAUUGUUGCUGUUGGUGGUAAAUGUUAUGGUUGUGCAAUUGCUGCAACUGAACAUUGUUUAACAUUAUUACGUGCAUUAGCAACAAAUAAUAUUGCUAAAGAAGUAUUAUGUAAACAAGGAUUAAUACAAGAACUUGUUGAACAUAAUUUAAGAAGAGGUACAAUACAAGUACAAGAUGAAGUACGUCAAUUAUUAUGUAUUGUUACUAAAGAUAAUAAUCAAUCAACAAAAGAAUUAUGCUCAUUAUUAAUGUAUAGAAUAACAAUGACAUUAAAAGGAAGAAUUAGUACAUUAGAUUUAGCAAUGGCUGUUAGACAUGAAAUGUCAUUACUUGCUGCACUUGUACAAAAAGAUGAUUCAUGCUGGGAACAAAAAUUACGUUGUGUUAUGCAGCUGUUUUUAAUGGCAUGUAAAGAAUCAAAAAGUCCAGUUGUUAUGGAAAGUCUUAUUUUACCAUGUUUAAAAAUAUUACAUAGUUUAAUAAAACCAGAUCAACCAACAUCGAAAAAAAAUAAAGAUAAAACAAUUAAUUCAUUGGCAACAAUACAACCACCACCAGAAGGUGUAAGUAUUGAUGUUGCUAAAUGGCUAAAUGGUGAUUCAAAACAUUCAUUUACUGAAUGGUUACAAAAAAUCAAUAAUAAUAUUAAUAAUAAACCAAUGAAACGUGAAGAAGCAAGAAUAAUUUAUUUAAUGGAAAAAUAUGGUUAUCGUUGGUAUUAUCGUUGUACACGUUUACGUGAAAUACAACCACUUAAAUUAGUAAAUGGUGCUUGGCUUAAAGAAGUAUUAUUUAAUCCAAGUUCAAGACUUGCACGACAAGUUGCUUGUAAUAUGGUUGAAAGUUUAUGUCAAGGUAAUGAAAGAAGAAAAAAAAUAUUAAUAUUAUUAACUGGUUAUCUUGAUGAAUUAAGAAAUGCUGGUGAAAAUUCAGCUGAAUUUUUAUUUUUAUAUCAAACACUUAUACGUCAAUCACCAUGGAAACAAUUUUUAGCUGUACGUGGUGUUAUGACAAAAUUAGCAAAUUUAUUAAUACGUGAAAUUGAAGAAUUACAUCGUCUUGAAAAAACAACAUUAACAAGUGAUUUAUCACAAGGUUAUUCAUUAAAAAUGUUGACUGAAUUAUUAGCAACAUUUUUAGAACAAGAUAAUAUUAAACAACAAUAUAAAGGAAGAUUAGUUGGUGCUGUAUUAAAUGGUUAUUUAUCAUUAAGACGUUUAGUUGUACAACGUACAAGACUUAUUGAUGAUACACAAGAAAAAUUACUUGAAUUAUUAGAAGAAAUGACAUCUGGAACUGAAGAAGAAACAAAAGAAUUUAUGGCUGUAUGUGUUGAAACAGUAAAAAAAUAUAGUCCACAAGAUUUAUUAACACCUGUAUUUGUAUUUGAACGUUUAUGCUCAAUAAUAUAUCCAGAAGAAAAAGAUAUUGGUGAAUUUUUUUUAACACUUGAAAAAGAUCCACAACAAGAAGAUUUUUUACAAGGUAGAAUGUUGGGUAAUCCAUAUAGUAAUUUAGAGCCUGGUAUGGGACCAUUAAUGCGUGAUGUUAAAAAUAAAAUAUGUCAAGACUGUGAAUUAGUUGCAUUACUUGAAGAUGAUAAUGGAAUGGAAUUACUUGUUAAUAAUAAAAUAAUAAGUUUAGAUUUACCAGUUAAAGAUGUUUAUAAAAAAAUAUGGGCACAUGAAGGUGGUGAAUGUGAUGCUAUGAGAGUUGUAUACAGAAUGAGAGGUUUACUUGGUGAUGCUACUGAAGAAUUUGAUGAAACAUUAAAUGCAACAACACAACAAGAAGUUAAUAAUGAAGAAGUAUAUAAAAUGGCAAAUGUAUUAGCUGAUUGUGGUGGUUUACAAGUUAUGCUUAAUUGUUUAUCUGGUAUUAAAGAUAUUUGCCGUGCAAAACCAUUAUUACAAGUUUUAUUAAAACUAUUUCGUUUAUCAGUUAAAGUUAAAAAAAAUCAACAAGUAUUAAUUAAACCAGAAAUUGGUGCUGUUACUGUUUUAUUACAAGUAUUACAACGUUGUUUAUCAAAUGAAUCACUUGAUUCAUCACAAACACAAGCUAAAAUAACUGAACAAUUACUUGAUAUUAUGGAAACAAUACUUGCAAGUGCAACAUCACAACCAUUAAAAUAUUUUGAAAAAUUUUCAAGAACACUUGGUGGACCAGAACAUGUUAAUGCAUUAUUAAAAUGUACACAAUUAUCAACAGUACGACAAAGUAAUAAUGUAUUAAUACAUUUAGCUAGAGUUGUUGCUGCAUUAACAUAUGGUAAUACAGAAAAAAUGACAGUACUUUGUGAUUAUUUUAAGCCAGUAUUAAAUUUUUAUGAAUUUGAUUUUGAGCAUACAAAUGAAGAUAAACAAAAACUUGAAUUAUUUUGUAUAUUAACACAAGGUAUUGAAAAAAAUUCAAUUGGUAAUACACUUAAAGAUAUGGGAAUUGUUAAAGAUGCAUUUGAAUAUAUAACAGUAUAUGCACCAUGUGUUAAACCAACAUUAUUACGUACUGAUUCAGAUGAACUUAAAGAAUUUAUAUCAAAACCAGCAUUAAAAUAUAUAUUACGUUGUUUAACUGGUCUUGCUAGUGAACAUGAACCAACACAACUUGCUGCAACACCACCAACAAUAUCAAUAAUACAUCGUCUUGAACAAGUAUCAUCUGAUGAACAUGUUGGUUCACUUGCUGAAAAUUUACUUGAAGCAUUAUGUACUAAUAAAAAAGUUGCAAAAUUAAUUGACGAAGCACGUCAACAUACUAAAAGUGAAAAAAAACGUUAAGCAAUGGCUAUGAGAGAAAUACAGCUUGGUGCACUUGGUAUGCGUACAAAUGAUAAAGGACAAGUAACAGCAUCAAGUAGUGGUACAAUAUUACAACAAAUGAAAGAUCUUGGUGAUGAAAGUGGUCUUGUUUGUGUUAUUUGUCGUGAAGGUUAUAAAUUUAAACCAAAUAUGGUUUUAGGAAUUUAUACAUUUACAAAACGUUGUAAUGUUGAAGAAUUUGAAAUUAAAACACGUAAAACAAUUGGUUAUACAACAGUAACACAUUUUAAUGUUGUACAUGUUGAUUGUCAUAUGUCAGCAGUACGUUUAGCAAGAGCAAGAGAUGAAUGGGAAAGUGCUGCAUUACAAAAUGCAAAUACAAAAUGUAAUGGUUUAUUACCAUUAUGGGGACCACAAGUACCUGAAUCAGCAUAA
Molecule: messenger RNA, 9078 nt
Organism: Aphidius gifuensis
Lineage: Eukaryota; Metazoa; Arthropoda; Insecta; Hymenoptera; Braconidae
Product: E3 ubiquitin-protein ligase UBR4-like
Source: RefSeq, a predicted model, not a curated record